Molecule: messenger RNA, 964 nt
Organism: Mercurialis annua (annual mercury)
Lineage: Eukaryota; Viridiplantae; Streptophyta; Magnoliopsida; Malpighiales; Euphorbiaceae
Product: protein FAR1-RELATED SEQUENCE 5-like
Exons: 3
Coding region: 108-803 (231 amino acids)
Source: RefSeq, a predicted model, not a curated record
CCCUUCGUACACUCACAAAUUCAGCCUCCAACUAAAAUCUGCACCACUUUGCAAACAGACUCUCUGUCUCUUCUUCACCGUUUAUCAAAUAUUGAUCACUGCAACAAAUGGAUUUAGAUGAGGGAGUUUCAAUAUCGGAGAGCGCAGCUGGACAUGGGUUGGUUAUAGAGGAAGGCGAUUCAAUUAUGGAGGAAGGAGAUUUAGUUGUGCGGGAAUGUGACUUGAUUGGGCCAGAAUGUGAUUCUAUUAUAGAACCAUAUGAGGGUAUGGCUUUUGAAUCUGAAGAUUCUGCCAAGAUUUUUUAUGAUGAAUAUGCUCGCCAGAUAGGAUUUGUAAUGCGUGUGAUGUCUUGUCGUCGUUCUGAAAGAGAUGGAAGAAUUCUCGCACGUCGACUUGGAUGUAAUAAGGAAGGUUAUUGUGUUAGCAUCCGGGGCAAAUUUGGGAAUGUUCGAAAGCCACGUGCUAGUACAAGAGAAGGUUGUAAAGCAAUGAUUCAUGUAAAGUACGAUAAGUCUGGAAAGUGGGUGAUAACAAAAUUUGUCAAGGACCAUAAUCAUCCUCUAGUAAUUGCUCCACGUGAAGCUCGUCAAACAAUGGAUGAAAAGGACAAGAGAAUUCAAGAAUUAACGAUGGAGCUACGGAAUAAGAAGCGGUUAUGCGCCACAUAUCAAGAACAGUUGAGUGCAUUUAUGAAAAUAGUUGAAGAACACAGUGAGCAACUAUCCAAGAAGGUUCAAAAUGUAGUAAGAAAUCUUAAAGAAUACGAGUCCAUAGAUCAACAACUUAUUACGCGCCAUACAUAGUAACCGUCCUGCUUCAGGUCAUUUUGUUGCGCGUUCUUUUACUGUUUUACUCCUUUGUUUCCAUUUUUCCCACUGAGCUAUUAUUUGAAAUGUAAUUAUAGAAUAUUUUUCCCAUCCUAUUUUGUAACAUAUGUGAGAACAACUAUACAGAGAGAUUGAGA